Messenger RNA from Prorocentrum cordatum, 442 nucleotides. The record is from the annotation of a GenBank genome assembly. NCBI's taxonomy places the organism in Eukaryota, Dinophyceae, Prorocentrales, Prorocentraceae.
UGGCCUCGGCCGGCGCGGCGCGCAAUCGGUUAUGGCGCGGGGCGCCCGCUCGCCAUGGCCGCUGAGGGCCCUCCUCGCGGCAGCGGCGGCGCCCGCCGCCGCCGACGCGGCGGCGGACGCCGCCCGCCUGGGCACCUUGCGCGAGCAGCUGCUGGCCGUGGCCGAGGACGCCAGCAGGGCCGCGGCGAUGCUGAGGCCGGGCCCGCCCAGCGAGGAGCCUCCCAGCCACGAGGCGGCCGAGCAGCAGGAGUUGUCGUUGAGGCAGCUGGAGCAGCUGGAGCGGCUGGGGCGCUCCCUGGCCGCGGCGCGGUCCGCGGUGGACGGGGCAGCAGGCCUGUGGCCGCCGCCUCAACGUUCUGAGUCUCGGCCAGAGCACCAUGCGGACGGAGAACACAAGCACACGAUGUCGAAUAUUCUCUGCCGGUCAUCGCCAUGGGUUUGA